AUGAAUGAAAAAUAUCCAUCAAAAUUUAUUUUUGAUAAAUUUCCAUCAAAAAGUGAUAUUUUUCUUUUAUAUGAUAAUAAUAAUCAAUCUAAAUUAUACCGUCAUUUGAAACAACUUAAAUCGAAUAACCAUGGUAUUUAUUUGAUUCCAACAUCCGAAAAUGCUAUUGCUAUAAAUCUUUUAUUUAUACUUGAUCAAAUCAAUGAUAAAUAUAAUGAUUUUAUUCUUGUUUUUUGA
Messenger RNA from Rotaria sordida, 237 nucleotides. The record is from the annotation of a GenBank genome assembly. NCBI's taxonomy places the organism in Eukaryota, Metazoa, Rotifera, Eurotatoria, Philodinida, Philodinidae.